Molecule: messenger RNA, 1383 nt
Organism: Aspergillus clavatus NRRL 1
Lineage: Eukaryota; Fungi; Ascomycota; Eurotiomycetes; Eurotiales; Aspergillaceae
Product: trehalose-6-phosphate synthase
Exons: 4
Coding region: 1-1383 (460 amino acids)
Biological process (GO): cellular response to heat; trehalose biosynthetic process
Cellular component (GO): cytosol; alpha,alpha-trehalose-phosphate synthase complex (UDP-forming)
Molecular function (GO): catalytic activity
Source: RefSeq, a predicted model, not a curated record
AUGGCCCCCGGAAGUCAGCAGGAGAAAUUCAACCUCAUCAUCGUCUCGAACCGCCUUCCUCUCUCCGUCAAACGCUUCGACGGCUCGUACCAGUCCAGGCUUUCGAGCGGAGGGCUGGUCACGUCGUUGUCUGGUUUAACAAAGUCAACCGAGUUUCGUUGGUUUGGCUGGCCCGGUAUUGAAGUCGCAGAGAAGAAAGAUCAAGAGAAGGUAGCGAAGAGCCUCGACGAGCACAAUGCCGUCGCGAUCUUCCUGGACACAAACCUGGCAAACGAGCAUUACAAUAAGUUCUCAAAUUCAAUCCUCUGGCCAAUCCUGCAUUACCAAUCUGGUGUCGUCUUCGACGACGGCCCAUGGCAAGCCUACAAGCGCGUCAAUGAGCUCUUCGCCGAUGCCGUGGCUGAGGAAGCCACAAAGGGAAGUCUGAUCUGGGUCCACGAUUACCAUCUCAUGCUAUUGCCGAAGCUGCUGCGCCAGCGGCUCAACAAGCACAAACCAUGCGCCAUCGGGUUCUCCCUGCACACGCCGUUCCCCGCAGGGGAUUUCUGGAGAGCGCUUCCUGUCCGCAAUGAUCUGCUCGAGGGGAUCCUCGCGAGCGACCUGAUAGGAUUCCAUACGGAUGAAUACAAGCAGAAUUUUAUCCAGAGUUGUGCUCAGGCGCUAGGGGCUUGUACGGAGAUCCCCGGCAGGAUCCAGUAUAAGGAUCGUCUAGUCGAGGCGGAUAAGUUUGUUGUGGGUAUUGAUCCGCAGAAGUUCACAGAUACGUUGAAGAAGCCGGAGGUGCAGGACCGAAUCAAGCAGCUGGAGGAGAAAUACAGCGGAAUGAAGGUCAUCAUCGGUGUGGAUCGACUGGACUACAUUAAGGGACUUACGCAGAAGCUGAAGGGUUACGACUACUUCUUGGAUCGCGACCCGGAGCUGAGGAACAAGGUGGUGCUGAUUCAGGUCGCUGUCCCGAGUCGCGAGGAUGUCAAGGAGUAUCAAGACUUGGAAACGGAACUCAGCACGAUAGCAGGGAAGAUCAACGGGAAACACUCUACGCCGGAUGGAACGCCUCUGCUCUAUAUGCAUCGCUCUGUGCCCUUCGACGAACUCACGGCGCUCUACUCCAUUGCGGAUGUUUGUCUGCUCACUUCUACUCGAGAUGGAAUGAAUCUCGUCUCGUUUGAAUACGUUGCGUGUCAGGAUGAGAGGCAUGGUGUUCUGGUCCUCUCCGAAUUUGCAGGUGCUGCGUCCUUCAUGAAAGAGGGCAGUGUUAGCUUCCAUCCUGCGAACACAAACGAGCUGUCAGAUGCUAUCUACAAAGCCGUCACAAUGGGUGAGGAAGAGAGGAAGGAGAAGUACCAAAAACUACGGGACUUCAUUGAGACCAAUACCAGGUGA